This is a messenger RNA of Guyanagaster necrorhizus, 2046 nucleotides long. RefSeq lists its product as uncharacterized. The record is from RefSeq and is a predicted model, not a curated record. Bases 1 to 2046 code for a protein of 681 amino acids. The transcript is spliced from 13 exons. NCBI's taxonomy places the organism in Eukaryota, Fungi, Basidiomycota, Agaricomycetes, Agaricales, Physalacriaceae.
AUGGACGUCUUACCACCAUAUUCCACACGACCGAGCGGUGGGGACGACGGUGGUGCCCAACCACCCUCAUACGAGCCACCCUACCCACUGUUCAUCGGCAGUCGUGCCCUCCAGACACCCUUUGUCAGCAUAUCUCAGCUCAAGGGCCACCUAUGUCUCUUGAGGCACUUUGCCUCCCUCAAGGAACGAGUCGAAGGGAUCGACCGUUCCAGAUACCCAGAUGUCCCCAGCGAUAAGGACCGCAAGUGGUCGUGGUUCGUUGGACUGGCCGUUGAGAGGUUCGAAAGAUGGUGCAAGGCGCUGACAGCUCAAGACGAAUUGGAUUUCGCUGACCAGCAGCUGCCUCCUGUCGAUGUUAUCAUGGUUUGGCACGCCUACUUGUCAAAUCCUGCGCGGUAUUCUGAAGAUUCGCUACGAAACAAGCACAUCAAGAUACUUGCAAGCAUAGGUGACUGGUUUCGGGACCUCGAACGGACAUGCUACACCAUCGACUCGCCUCCGUCAAACGCCCGUGUCCAGAACUGGCUGCAGAAGACCCAUCUCCCCUAUGAUCCUUUCGAGUCGGCAAUGAUAUUGACUGAGCGAGAAAUAGUUUGCUCCAAAUGUCUCACGAAGGUCGACGUUCGCCUGGCAGAUUCCCUUGGUACCGGAUAUCUCCAACAGGAGUUCACAGCCAGGUGCAAAGGGUGCUGGCUGAAGAUUACGAAGGAAAAGUUGUCUUUUCACAAACUUGUGAAGGACCUGGUGGGUUCCAGCGAUGUCCUUGCCGGAACUCUUCACACGCCUUUUAAUAUCGACAAUUCGGGUCGUGCGAAGGCUAUCAAGUCCCGCAUUUUGGAGAUGAGACCGCCAGCAUUUCGGAAGGGAGAUGCGAAAACCGAACAGGAAUGGGCGGUCGACAUACAGGAGAAAAUGAACUACAGUAUGCAGAAAAUUCAAAGUGUUAUGGGCCAGCGUAUGAGGGUAUACGGAGGACAAUUGCUGUCUCGGAUCAUGAGCGCGUGCGAAGAUGACAAGAUAUUUUCGUUGGAUCUCGUCGGGGCAGUACUCCGACAAGGAUCGUUUGUGAACAAGAUGGAUAAACUAGGUUGGACAAACCCGGACUUUUUCUCGUCCUCCGAGGAUGAAGUAGCGCUGAGGCACUGUAUUGCUCGUUAUCAUGCAUUCCUGGACCUGAUGUCGUCGUCACCUGCUGGAUUCUUUGUCCCAACGCUGGACAUUGACCUGGUUUGGCACACUCACCAGCUCAUGGCCCGGGAGUACUCGCGUGACUGUCUCGAAUAUGUCGGUCGGUUCGUCGACCAUGACGACAAGGUGGCCGAAAACAGGCUGUCAAGAGCUUUUGAUAUCACUUGUCGGGCAUGGAAAGACCGAUUCGGGAUCGCAUAUACACACUGCGGGUGUCCGCUCCCGGGCGACACGAUUGGGCAACGAAUAAGCAGGCUCGUAACGAUACAUAAGCAGUCGGUAGCGCUCUCUCACCUCGUCCCGCCCCGGGAUCGAAGCGAUCUCCUCGCAGCGACACAUCCGAGCGACCAUAAUGCGGUGUAUCCGUUCCAGCACCAGGGGCAGGUCGACGCUAUGAGACGGGAGAGGCUGAGUAAGCGGGAGAGGAGGAUUAGGCGAGAAGAGCGGGGGGUUAGUAGGAAUAGGAGUGUUGGACAUGACGCGGCGUUUUUGGUGCCGGUUCCGUUGAAUUAUGUGUAUGGGGUUGGGUGUGUGGCGAUGACGGGGAAUGUGGUUGGAGGGGGUGGAGGGGUCGGGGGAUGUGCUGCUGUUGCGCUGGGUGUGGAGGAGGAGGUAGUGCAGGCUGUGGAGGAGGUGGUGGAGGAGGCUGUGGAGGAGGUGGUGGAUGUGGUGGUAGUGGCGGAGGAUGUGGUGGUGGCGGCGGAAAUUAGUUGCUUCGUGAUACGAGUCGCAAUAUUUUCUGCAUUUUCUGAAUAUGUACCGGAGGUGCUGUCGUGCCGCAUUUAUGAUGAUUUUUCAAUACAUUUUGAUUCGUCUUUCCGUUCCCUCACUAACACUCGUUCUUCUUUCCUACGCUGA